Messenger RNA from Blastocystis hominis, 771 nucleotides. RefSeq lists its product as hypothetical. The transcript is spliced from 5 exons. The coding region runs from base 1 to 771 and encodes 256 amino acids. NCBI's taxonomy places the organism in Eukaryota, Bigyra, Opalinata, Blastocystidae. Gene Ontology annotation, cellular component: Golgi apparatus. The record is from RefSeq and is a predicted model, not a curated record.
AUGGGUGGAAAUGCAGCUACCGGUGAUUUUAUCGUUUUCCUGGAUGCUCACUGUCGAGUCAGUCCUCGCUGGUUGGAAACUCCCUACAAUCUUCUCGUUGAAAAUUCUCGAACCAUUGUGAACUUUGUCGAUUUCAUUCUUGAUGAAAACUUCAAUGUCAAGCCAGCCCUUGCUGGAAUUGGCAGUUCCGCGACUAUCUACAAGAAUCUUCGUCAAUUCUGGGGCGGCGGCUCCGAGACGGACGACUACACGCCGAUCACCAUGGGAAUGUUCGCAAUCACCAAAUCCUGGUGGCAGCAGGGACAAAUGGACCCAGCUCUGGACGUCUGGGGUGGCGAAAACGUCGAGAUUUCGUUCCGCACGUGGCUCUGCGGAGGCCGCAUUAUGGUAGCGCGCGACGCGUACGUGGCUCAUUAUUUCCGAACCAAACCGACGUAUAAAUACAAUCCGAUGGUGGUGGUACAGAAUUACAAGCGGAUCGCGCAGGUGUGGCUGGACGAACCGCGUCGACGCGAGUUUUACAAGGAGUAUGAGAUUCCGUAUGAGGAGGCGAAGCUACGGGAGGAAGUGGGAGACAUUUCGCAGCGAUUGGCGUUGAAGAAGAAGCUGAAGUGUAAGCCGUUCGAGGAGUAUUUGGAGCAGUUUAAGGGACGCGUGUGGUGUUCGAAGGGAACGAAUUGUGGAACGGUGUAUUCGGUGAAGCCGAAGGAUAUCAAAGCGAGUGUGCAGGAGAUUUUUAAUAUUAAGGAGUGGAGUGUUUGUUGGAAAUGA